UUGUUCAGACGAGCUAUCAUCGCCUCUUAUCCAUCGUUCCAUGUGCUUUCCCAUCAUCCCUUCGAGAAGGUGCCAACGGAAAGCGCCGCCAGUGCUCCACACAACUUCAUACAAACUGCCGUAUCGGCUAUUGUUUUAAUGUCAUUCCUGGUGCUGUUGUUCGUGAUGAACUGGGAGGCUAUCAUCUCUGUGGUCAUAUCUAUCACCUCUAUUUGCCUAGGCAUAGUGGCUUACCUCCAUCUGUGGGGUGUUCGUCUGGAUGCGGUGUCGCUGAUCAGUAUUUUGAUGAGCGUCGGUUUCUCCGUCGACUAUUCAGCUCAUGUUUGUUAUCACUACUUUGCCCACGCCACUGAAGACCAACAUGAACACAUGACGGAACGCACAAUGGUGAGACUUUCAAAGAAUAUCGGUAAGAGUUUCAGAAACACACUGAGACGUUUAGUGUAG
Molecule: messenger RNA, 447 nt
Organism: Angiostrongylus costaricensis
Lineage: Eukaryota; Metazoa; Nematoda; Chromadorea; Rhabditida; Metastrongylidae
Source: the annotation of a GenBank genome assembly